AUGACAGAAUCAGAAGAAAAAAGCAACGAUGAAACGGAUCAGGCUCCUCGGAUACUGGAUCCAGAUUUUCUGGAUCGAACUGCUUGUCUUCCACCAGAUAUGCACAAUGAUUGGAUGAGUGUACUUGCUGCCGAAAAUAGCCGGCGCAUUAGUGAUGCUAAUGAGUGGAAUCACGUAUUUCAUACACCUCGUUCUGCUGAAUAUAUUUUCACCGCUUGUACAAGACUUCGUUUGCCACAGGAAGUGAAAUACAGUGCACUAUUAAUAUUUGACAAUUUUAUGGUACAGUUAGUCAGUCGCUUACAUGAAAGUGUGUACAAAUCGAAACGAUCCGAUCGGAAGAAAUAUCAGGAGUGGAAUCGUAUCGAAGCGACGUUAUCACGUCAAACGACGCUACGAAUGCUUUCAUCAAUUCAGAUCGCCUCCAAAAUGCAUAGCUACCAUGAAAGUUUGUCAAUUCAAACUGUAAAGCUAUGUCUGAAAACUUUGGGAUUUGCUUACACGGAAGAAUCCGUUGUGCGGUCUGAAUUACGCGUCUUAUCGAUGAUCGAUUGGGAGCCUGCUUAUCAUUGUACUCCACUCGUUUAUAUCGAGUCACUGUUUAAAAUUCUUCAAACAAAAUGGGGACAAAAUGUUCCAACAGGUGAUUACUGGCAGUAUAUCUUGUUGGUGUUGGAUUGUGUUUUCAUUCAUUGGGACGAUGUAUACAAACGAAUGAUGGCCAAUGUAAUGGGUCCGUCAGCAGACAUAGUUACACGUGAGCAAAUGUGCCGUGUGCAAGCGGACUGGUUUUUACUGGCUUGUGGAGUAAUCGUGACUGCUGCCUGUUGUAUCGACGGAAUGCAGGCUGCUGACAAAAUCACAAACGAAUUACACCGAUUAAGCAAUAUUCCAUUAGCUGAUAUAACAGACAUGAGUGUCGCCAUAAUCGAAUGCGUUAUUAGCCAGCAAGGAUCUACUUCCACCACCAGCAAUAUUUAAAUUUGAAAUAUUUUAGAGCUUGGAGGAG
This is a messenger RNA of Loa loa (African eye worm), 1009 nucleotides long. RefSeq lists its product as hypothetical. The record is from RefSeq and is a predicted model, not a curated record. The transcript has 8 exons. Lineage: Eukaryota; Metazoa; Nematoda; Chromadorea; Rhabditida; Onchocercidae. Gene Ontology annotation, cellular component: site of double-strand break. Gene Ontology annotation, biological process: reciprocal meiotic recombination. The coding region runs from base 1 to 981 and encodes 326 amino acids.